Podarcis lilfordi (Lilford's wall lizard) is the source of this 12507-nucleotide messenger RNA. The record is from the annotation of a GenBank genome assembly. NCBI's taxonomy places the organism in Eukaryota, Metazoa, Chordata, Lepidosauria, Squamata, Lacertidae.
AGCAAAACAGCAGCAGAGGCGCUCAGAGACACAGGGAAGCCAGGAUCCUCCGCAACUCUUUCAGACUUCUGUGAUGCUGCCUGCGACUUUCAAGCUGUGUGCCGGCAUUUCCUACAGACACCUGCACAGCACAAUGGGUGAGUACAAACCAAACAACAUUACUAUCAUCUUCAGAAUCAGAAUCUUUUUGAGGGGAAAAAUGUGCUUCAAACAUGAGUUAUAGUGGGUACACAGUGUAAAUGUGAUCAGAUGAAUCUCCUACAGUUUCUUUUAAAGGUAAUAGGAACUAUUGGUGUGUGUUUGGGAGUUAUUCAGAUCACAUCCAUUGUGCAGGGGCUGAACACUUUGCCUCCCUGCUAUUUUCCAGAUUUAAAAGUUGUUUCUGUAUGUUCUUACUGUGGCACAAACAGAAUUUAAAUCAAGGGAAUGAUGAACGGCUCCUCUCCCCUGGUGCUGCCAUUCCAGCCUGAACGGCUGCAGCUAGUAGCUUUUUCAUUCCUUGUGUUGCUUUUCAACUUUUUCUAGCAAGCCAUCUUCUGGGAUUCAGUGGGUGAAAUAUUGAUGUAUAAGUGUAAAGAACUUUAAAAGAGCAAUUUUUGUUGUAUCGAAUAAAAAGUUAUCAUGGAUGUUUCUCGUUUUCUGGCUGCUUGACAUGUUGUUAAUGGCUAGCCUGGGAAGCUUGCGGUCUUUCGCAGUGAGCUCCCGUAUUUCUGCCCUUUCCCUCUUCUUAUAACUUUUCUUUUUUUGGGGGGUGGGGGUACUUUGCUUAUAGUGGGAGGGUGCACUGUAAUGUUGACCCUAGCUACUCAACUCUCCUUAUUUACCAGUGGCAUUGGUGCUUGUGCAUUAGCCUAUGUACAUUUCAUGUAAAUGUGUGUCAUGUGCCUUUAAAUAACCCAGCCAUGCCCUUAGAUGCAUGCAGAAAUGGAAAGCUUACAUUUUGUAGUUCAGGGGAAUCUAGUGGUGGCUGCUGCCCAUUGAGACAAGUAAGGCGGAAAGCAGGGAAACCACCAGCAGGGAGAGCCAGAGCCAAUGACAAGCAAAGCAAGGAAUUCUAGUUUUGUCUCCAAUUACCUCCCUGCUGAGUUCCACUGGGAGAACACUGAGGCUCAAGAGGAGACUACAGAGGCCAUGCAAACCCUUGGACUGGUUUUGAGGAGGAAAAGCAGGCAGGUAGAGAUUGGCUAGGGGCAGGCUGAGGAUGGUGAGAAAGUACUGUACUCCAUUUCCUCGAAAAAAUGGCCAGCCUCUACUGGUUUUAGAUGAGCUCAGCUGCAGCAUACAGAAGGUCACAGCUUCCAUGUCCAGUUUUUUAAAAUUAUUAUUAAAGAUUUUCUUGUUUUACAGAAGUAAGUGUAAUGUCUUGUAUUUUUUCCAUGUAACAUUUUUACAAAUCAGUUUAAUUUUUUGAGGCAUUAGGGGGAGAAGAAAAAGAAAAGAAAAAAAGGGGGGUGGAGGGAGGGAAGACGGGUGGGGGUGGGGUCGGGUGGCGAUGUUUCUAUUAUGUUUAAUGUAUGUAGAGUUUGGUGUCAGCGUUACUUGUGCUGUUCACUUGUGUUCCUUUGGUGGUGAGAGAGGUUGGGGUUGGCCUAGGGUGUGGUUGUUUGUUUGUGAUUGGCUGUGGUGAUCUUUGUUUUCGUGUGUGAGUGGGGUGGGUGGGUGUUUUGGAUCAGGUUAGCCAUAUUGAUUUGUAUGCUAUUGGUGGAUUAUUGUCAUUGACCUGUUGGGCUGUGUAUGUGAUAAAGGGGAGCCAUACCGGGGUGAAGGCGUCUUCUUCUGCUUGUCCCCGUGUCAGUUUCAGUUUAUUGGUUAAUUUUUCUAGUAGGGCUGUUUCCCAUACUGUUUGGUACCAUUGGUCCAUGCUUACUCCUGACAGGUCUCUCCAAUGUCUGGUUAUGGUGUUUCUGGCUGCGCUUCCAUGUCCAGUUAAAGUAUCUCAGCUAAGGGGGCUAUGAAUGUAACUAGGGCGUACUUUCCCCUCCUCAGCUGUAGAGAGUUUAAAUCAGGGUUGGAGAACCUGAUGUCUUCUAGAUGCCGGACUCCAACUCUCAUCGCCCCAGCCAGAAUGCUCAUUCCUUUUGGGAAUUAUAGGGAGAGAACUACCCAAACUUUAUAGAAAUUUAUUCAUGUAUGUGACUACAAUGGCAAUAAUGUUACUUGCCCCAAAAUGGAAGAAAGUCCAAGCAAAAGAAGAAUGGCUACAAAAAACUUAUGAAAUAUGCAGAAAUGGUGAAACUUAACCGAAAAAAUAAGAAAUCAAGAUAACAAACUUUUUAUAAAAGAAUGGAAAUGGUUUAUUGAAUAUUUACAAACUGUAAACAAAUAAGAACAUUGCCAGGAUUCUUGUAAUAACCUGCAGUUCUAUAAGAGUAUAUAUUUAAAGUAGAUGAAUAAAUGAGCAAAUUGAGUUAAUUUGGAUAUGCAGGAAAUAUUUUUUUAAAAAUUAAGGAACCGCAGAAAGAGGGGGUAGGAAGUCAAGUUUUGAAAUGUUAAAAUGACUGUAAAAUUAUUUACAUGUAUAAAACUGAAAGUCAUAAAUAAAAUAUUUAAAAGGAUGGGAAAUGCUCAUGGAUGAUGGGAACUUUAGUCAAUUAACACCUGGAGGGCCAUUACUUCACUGAGACUUGAAGGGGUUCUGCGCCUUUCAGGACUAGGUGUUUUCAGGCAAAGAAAAUAUAUUUCCUCUGUUUGAUCUUUCAGAUAUUUAGUUCCUAAAAUACCUAUACAGUUCUAAAAAGCAGCUUUUGAUAGAUAGCAUUGGCUCAUGUAAGAAGGAAAAAAAGGGUCAGGAAAUUUUAAAAAUGGCUUUUGGUAUAAAUGUGGUGGUAACAACUAUUUGUAUAUUUUCUGCAUUCUUAGCAAUUAAAUAUCAGUGGUGAGGAAGAAAAAACAAACAAACACCUGGAGGGCAACCGGUUCCCCACCGCUGGUUUAUAUUGACACGAAUUCUGUUCAUGCUCUUUAAGGUUUUUCUAGGGGGUCAAUGGAGUCAGUUUUCAUAUGAUGGUUCCUUGUUUCUAAAAGCCUUUAUAAUCAUAAGUCUGUGUGCAUGUUUGUAAUGCAUCCUGAUUUCUUGCACAACUCUGAUAAAUUAAAGUCACUUUAAGUGCUUUCUUUGAAGAAAUAAGCAAGAGAUACAGAGGUACAUAAUUUACCAUGUAAACAUGCCUUUACCAGAAUUUGUGCAAUGUUCUCAUUCAAAUGGAGCAGAGGGGAAAUCAGUUCGGCAGCUUUGUAGUAAAUUCAGCAGAGUAGUGUUUCUACUGUACCCGCAACCCCAGAAGGCUGCCUGGAUUCCCAUCUUAAGCUAAGAAGGCAACAAAGGAACUUAGAAAUGGAGAACUGUUCAAGCAGCGUUUAAAACAAUCUUGGGUCCCCAGAUGUUGUCAGACUACAGCUACCAUCAUCCCUGAGCUGACCACUGGCUAAGCUGGCUGGGGAUGGUGGGAUUUGUAGCGCAACAACAUCUGGGGAGUCAAGAACUGUUUUAAACAAUAAAAUGCAAACAGGACUCCUGACACAGGCUGUCACUGCUGAUUUAGUUUUAGGUGGUUUUUUUUUACAGCUGGAGGUGCAGGUGGGUUCGGGGGAGGAGGGUUGCGUGAAGAACCACUGGCAGUCAUUCUCUUCAGGACUAAUUGGGGUGCGUGGAAGAGCAGUUAAGUUCAAAGGGCUCAAAUCUGUACACUAGUUAAUUUUUUGGCAUCUGAUAAGUUUCACAACUUGUUUUUACUGUGUGUGUAUCAGUUCAAUUUACAGCCCUCAGUUUACAGCUGCAGAUUUAAGCAAGCAAGAGAUUAGACUUAGUAAAAGAUUUCUCUCUGUGUGUGUUAACUGACCAAAUCUUGUCACACACUAAAGAGUUUAAAAUAUUCAUAAAUAUUAAUAAAAAUAUAUUGGUUCUGGUGGCACAAGAGUAGACUAUGUUGAACAUGUCCUCUCAGAUCAGCUCACACUUUUGGGUGCUUUAUUUUAUUUUUCUGUGUUGUCUGCGUUGUUGUUUUUUUAAUGAUGGUUAGGAACCUCGAAAGCUGGAAGUAUCCCAGGCCUCUCUGGACCUCAAAGGGCCUGCUUCUGCGGGUUCAGAUAUGGCUUUUAAUACCACUGUUAUGCUUUCCUCUCCUCAGGCUUGAAGAGGCAAGCAGCUGCUGCGAUUGUCCAGGAGCUGAAUAAAUUUGCAGUUACCAGGCCUGGUCCCAGCAAGUGGAUCAAUAAUGUGCGCAGAAGGAGCUCUUUGCUAAGUAAGUAUAACGAGGCACAGCUCUUGUUGGGCGUGUUUUAUCCUUGCAUUUUGGGGCUGCUGAAUUUUUGGUGGCAUUGAAAAUACAAGCUUUCUUUUCUAAAAUAAAAAUAAAAUUAAAUUAAAACCUGCUCCAACCUCCAACAGGUUCUAGACUGGAAGAGAAUCUCUUCAAUGAAAUGGAGAUGUCCUACAUCAAGCAAGGAGAUGAGGCGCUCCAGAAAUCACUUAAAAUUCUUGGAGAGCAGGAGGGCUGGAAAACAGAGACAGUGAUGGUAUGCAUGUUGCAUUGUUCAUGGGGGUCAUUGUUUGGUGUUCCCUUCUACUUUGCUUGCAGAUGUCAGUUGGGGUCGCCAACUUUGCAGCCUUCAGAUAGAGAGCUGAAUUUUAGUUAGGGUCAAGAUAUCAUUUCAAAUUCACAAUUCAAAUUCACAAACCAAGGUAUCUUUUUAAAUAUUUUUUAUUAAGUUUUCUGUUUUACAAUUUCAAAUACACAUUUUACAUCCUUAAGCUAUCAGUGACUUCCCUUCUUCCCUUUCCAUGGUUCAGGUUUAAACAAACAACUGUUUUCUGAGUUUUGAUGUUAGGAGGAACUGUGGUUAAUAUAAAGCUGGAAAGGGUUCCUUCUGAUCUUCUCACAAGUGUAAAAGAAAAAAAAAGUGUGUCAUGCAAGCCGGUGGCUUAUUGCAGCUGGUCCUUCUAGUGGAAAAUCAUUAUUUUGCAUCGAAAUGGGCCUAAUUUUCUUCAUGCUGCUCACUCUUCCACCCCACCUGCAUCUUUCUACCAUAAAAAAGGAGCAAAUAUUGUGGUCCUACUGAUGCAACUUUUAUAGACCCUAAUCCAUUGAUUCAGGCAUAGUCAAACAUGGUGUGUUCCAGAUGCUUCUGGACUUCAGCUCCCAUCACUCCUGACUAUUGGUCCUGCUGGCUGGGGCUGAUGGGAGGUGGAGUCCAACGUCUGCAGGACAUCAGGGUUCCCCAUCCCUGGUCCACACACCAACUGGUGGUAGCUCUCCAGGAUUUCAGACAAGCCUUACCUAGAGUUUGAACUUGGGACCUUUUGCCUGCAAAGCAUGUGCUCUACCUCUGAGCUAUGGCCCUUUUCUAACAUUAGCCAUCCCCCUGGCUAGCACAUUCUGGGCCAGUUGUAGCUUCAAGGCCAGCCCCAUAUAGAGCACAUUGGAAAAGCCCUGUUGCAAGGUUAUCACGUGGGAAUCGGGCUGGAUGCAACAUACGACCUAAUAAUACUCUUAGCUCUCAUGCUUUGGGUUAUGCAAGCCAGCGAUGCUAACAAUUUAGACCCCCUUCUGCUUUUUUCUGCAGGCCAAUGGUGACAAAGUCCUGAGCAAAGUUCUCCCGGAUGUGGGGAAGGUAUUCCGGCUAGAGGUGGUGGUUGAUAAACCCCUGGACUGCGUCUAUAGCGAGUUAGUGGAAAGGAUGGAGCAGAUGGGAGACUGGAACCCGAACGUCAAAGAAGUCAAGGUAAACACACACAGAAACGCAUUCUUGGUGAAAGGAGACUGCACCAAUGGCUUAUGCAUUCAACUCUCCAAGGAGUUGUAAAGCACGUUGCUUUGCCUGAUCAGUGAUUUUUUGCGUAGCUAUUAGUAGAAAAAGUAUAUUGUAGAGGAGGGAUGGUCUGAAGAAAGACUGGGAUCUACUGAAAGAUCCCUGGAUGAUUCACAGUAAAUCCCCAAGCGUUGCUUGCUCCUUGCGGUGCAACGACAACAAAUUAAAAUCUCAAGUCUUUAAAACAAAUCUCAGCAUGGCUAACCAAUGUCUUGAUCUCACUGUUCUACACCUGUAAAACAUGAGCAUUAAUGAGGUGUUUGGGCAGCUCUGCUGGCCAGUUUUAGACUCUUGUGUUAAGCGUCUCAGAUCUGUAAUCAUGCAGACAUGGGUGCAUUAUGGUAUUUGUGGGGUAUCUCCAUUGUAAGGCUCGGAGGCCACACAGGCUCGUGGGGAAUUGGCUCCCUCCUGCUCCCUCCUUCAAAGGACAGAAGAAAGGCCCCCUCAUGAUUCCCACUGGAGGCAGAACCUAGUCAUCAUGGUUAGUAGCCUUAAAAGCCUUAUCUUCCAUGAACUUAUCAAAACUGCUUUUAAAGCCAUCCAAGUUGAUGCCAUUGCUACAUCUUGUGGGCCACCAUUACGCACCCGGCUGUGGCUGGUGACCUUUACACUGUGUGCUUCCUGCCCAUGUUGGUAGCACCGAUCACAUGUUAGGAACAAAGGGAAGUCUCCUUCUGCCUCUUGUCUCUCCCUUCCCCAAAGUAAUCAGCACUGCGCUCCUUCCAAAAGUGAGUCAGGAAAGGAAUUUGUCGGCCAUAGCAGGAAUUGCAUCAGCUACCAGCAAGGAGGUGCAGUAAGUAUCCCUGUAUGAAAAAUGACAACCCUUUGUUUUCAUUGGCGAUCUUUCUCCAGAUCUUGCAGAAGAUCGGCAACGACACAGUGAUCACUCACGAAACUGCAGCCCCAACCCCUGGCAACAUAGUUGGGCCACGAGACUUUGUGAGUGUCCGUUGUUCCAAGAGGAGAGGCUCAACCUGUGUCCUGGCUGGCAUGUCCACCACCUAUGCAGCGAUGCCUGAACAGAAAGGGGUUAUUAGGUAAAGAGUCGUCCCCCUCUCGAUUACUUUCUCCUUGAUUGAAUUUGGGGGGUACUCCAUUUUUUGUGUAAUAUGCUAACAUGAUGCUCUCCUGUCCUCCCCCAGAGCUGAGAAUGGCCCCACGUGUAUGGUUCUUCGGCCUCUCCUUGGUGACCCCUCCCAGACCAAGUUAACCUGGCUUCUCAGCAUCGACCUCAAGGUACAGGCACACGGCGGACUGAGCUAAAUCACUGCAUCCACUGGUUUUGCCAGAGAUCAUCCUCUUGCCAUGAUUUGGGUGGUGCAACUUUCAUAAACAGCUGUGCAUUCAGCUCUGCAGGGAGUCGUCUCAGGUGUCACUAAGAGGGAUCCACUUUCUGGGGCUCUUAAGAGGGUAUUUUUUAGUUAGAUGAACUGUGCAAGAAGAUACAUAGCGCUGUGCCAAGGAUUCCUCCUGCAUUUCCCGCCUGCCACUCUCCAUCAUUUGAUGAUAAGAUGAAUUGCGGCUGCAUACAUUUAAAGCACAACAAUACCACUUUAACAGUCCUGGCUUCCCCCAAUGAAUCCUGGGAGCUGUAGUUUGUUAGGGGUGCUGAGAGUUGUCAGGAGACCCAUACCCCCCUCACAGGGCUAUUAUUCCCAAAGUUCCCUGGGAAGAGGGAUAGACUGUAAAACUGCUCUGAGGGCUCGUCUACACUUCUGCUUGUCUCUGCUUUCUAGGCCUGGUUCCGAGAGGAUUUUCGUUUGCUCAGCCACUUUUCCUGAGAAAACCCGCUAUUUGCUGCUGAAUUGGGCUUCCUGUGGAUUGAUGCUUAUGGCAAACCAGGGGAAAUCCUCUCGAACCCAUGCCUAGGAAGUGCAGACAAGCAGGAGAAGCAGGAAAAGUGUAAAAGGGGCUGAGCCCACAGAGUCCAGAAAGAAAAAUAAAUCCUGAUACCACUUUACUGAGGAGAACUGAGGGGGGGGGGGGGAACGGGACGAACAGAGAGGUUUUGCCUCUUUUUUAUUACAUCAGACCUUGUGCAUAGCAGGGAGACCUUCACAGAAUUAACCCUUUAAGUUGAACACAUAAUGAUGUUGCUCUUUCCCCCCCUUCUCUCCCAGGGAUGGCUGCCCAAGUCCCUCAUCAACCAAGUCCUCUCUCAAACCCAGGUGGAUUUCGCUAAACAUCUGCGCAACCAUUUGAGCAGCAAUUCUGCCUCCAUGCAGCAGGCCGUGCGCUGUUGAAGUGGCCGCACACACGCAACACACUCCUUGUGGCUGAUGAAUCCCUUUCCCAGUUCAUGGACCACUCGCUCAAGGCUCUUCCCCUGGCAGCUGAGGCUCCUGCUCCAGAAAAUGGGUACAGGGACAUCCAUCUUUCCUGCCAAUAGAACAAGCUUCCUGCCUGCUCCGAGGCAGCUUUUUUUAACCUCUCCCCAAAGCAAGAGUGGGAAAUCUUCUUGGUGGUUCUUGUGCUCAGGGGUGGUCUGUUGUGGGUCACAUUUCAGCAGUGGUCAUUGCCAGAGCCAAAAGGCAGAGUAGGCCACACCUUUGUCUCCCUCCUUCAUUUCACUCCCCUCUCUUUUCUCACAUCCACACCAUACAUUGAAGCACUUACGCCGUUUUCAUUAUCAUGGCUUCCCCAAAAAAUCCUGGGAACUGUGCUUGAUUAAGGGUGCUGAUCUCACAGAACUUGACUUCCCACCACCCUUGACCAACUACAGCUCCCAGGAUUCUCCUUCAAUAUUAAAGUAGCUGUGAUAUGGCGUAGCUGUGAUCUCUCUCUUAAGCUUGCAAGGGGAGGGACAAAUCACUCUUCUCAGAGGUUCAAAAUGAUUGCUUUCAGAAAUCUUUUGAAAUUAGGCAGAUGGGCUGAAGGUUGCACCCCCCCACCCCCAGUUCAAAGGAUUGAACAGCAGAAAAUUUCAUCCUAGGUGCUUCACUGAUCCUUUGAUGACAAAGUGCAGGACUAGAUUUUGCAGCCCCGGGUUUGUUAAAGAGGUUUCCUUUUGAAAGGUGUAUUUGAAAUACCCCGAAAACAGAGCCAAGUUAAUUGAGCUCACAGAACAACUUAAGCUAUGAUCUUACUUUUUAAAAACCAGUAGAAUUUAGUGCCAUUUAUAUUUUAAUUUAGUGCAUUUAUUGUCCCACCUUUUGUUCCAAGAGCAUGGGGUAUGCAUGUUCCCCCCGUUUCCCCCCUCCUAAUAAGAUGGUGGGUUAGGCUUGAGUAAGGGCUCCUCCAUUGCAGCCUGUUUAUUGAUUUGCUUGCACAAAGUUUACCAAGCAUUCCUCUAGACUUGUUUAUGGGGUGGUGACAGUCAGCAUUCAUCCUGAUUUAAUUCACUUCAUUGGAACAAGCCUGAAUUCCCAGGUAUGCACUUGAAUCCCUCCUACAAAACAGUAACAGCCUGGAGAAACCCCAAGAGGUAGCAGUUGGCCCAGGGUCCACCAGAGUGUCUCAGAACUGCAUGAGAUUUGAAGCAGGGUGUCUGCAGCCUAAUCUGGCAGCGCUCUACCCACUGCACUGCUUCUCCAUGCCUGAUUUAGAAUCAGUCUGCUUGGGCCAGUUCGUGAAUCUGUGUUUAUGCAACACCUCCGAUUUUACACUCAGCUGGCCUCUGCUGAACUGACUGGUUGAGGGAACCUCAGCUGGGUGGCAGAGCUGCUGCCUUGCAUGCAGAAGGCCUCCUGCACUGUCCCUGGACCUGCCAACUAAACGAGAAAGGCUCAGGGAGCAGGUGACAUGGAAGACCGCUGCCCAAGAUCUCAGAGAAGCACUGCCAGCGAGAGGAAAGAAGGCUAGGCUAGUUGGACAAGUUAUCCGCCUUACUGUGCAAUGGAAGGGCGUAAGGAAAGCCCUCCUGGAGCAGGCCAAAGACCCAUCUAGGUCUAGGAUCCUGCUGGCAUGGCGGUGAGCCAGAUGCCCCUGGGAAGCCUGCAAGUAGAAGCUCAGCGCAAAAGCACUCUCCAUACUUGCAGUUCCCAGAAGCUGGCAUUCAGAGGCAAGCUCCUGCCAACAGUGGAGUCGGAACUCCAUCUUAGCUGCCUAUGUUCCUAACUCUCUCUUAAGUAUUGUGCCCAUAGUGACAGCCUAUUGGAAAGCCUUUGUACAUGGGAUCAGAAAAGAGCCAGUGCCUGUUCCAGGUUCCCAGGGAGACCUGUGCAAGAUGUUCUCCUCGUCUCUGCAUGUGCCUCCCACCCUGAGUACACCUACUUUCUCCAGUGUCACUACUGCCUCUCCCCAUGUGUCUCCCCCCCCCCCCCCCGGAAGGCCCUUCUGCACCAGAACAAGGCCUACAGAGGUUGCUUUCUCACAGGGAAAAAGGCAGCACCAGCAACCAGGAACAGCAGGGCAAAGUAUCUCCAAGGAUGGGACAUGGGCGUGAGCCAAACAAUGCUGGCUGUAACCUAUGUCCAACACGCAAGUACAGUGGUAUCUCGGGUUACAGCCGCUUCAGGUUACAGACUCCGCUAACCCAGAAAUAGUACCUCGGAUUAAGAACUUUGCUUCAGGAUGAGAACAGAAAUCGUGCAGUGGUGGCACGGCAGCAGCGGGAGGCCCAUUAGCUAAAGUCAUGCUUCAGGUUAAGAACAGCUUCAGGUUGAGAACGGACCUCCGGAAUGAAUUAAGUUCUUAACCCGAGGUACCACGGUAGAUCAAUGCAGUUUGAACUCACCCUUCAUCUUAGUAGGCUUGGUAGCAAGGCGCUUGUUUUGUUUAGAUGUCCGUAACAGCAGGCCGUGCAUUAAAACCAAGUGACUAACUGCUAACCAUCCUUUGUAGCUCUGUGUAGCCACGGAGCAAGACCCUGCUGAAUAAAAAUAGUGCAUUUGUAGCAUCCCUGUUUCCCCACCAGCCUCUUGGCUCUCCGGCCAAGGCCCUUCCUCCUUCUCCCUGUCCACAUGUACGAGCUUUGGUUGACUGCACUGUAUUCACCCCCUUGUGUUUUAGGGGAAGAGCAAUAAGCUCAGUAGGACAGCAUUUGCUUUACAUGCAGAUAGUUCUACAUCUAAUCUAAUUUCAGACUUCUGUCUGAAAUCCUGGAGAGCCGCUGCCAGUCAGUGUUGACAAUAUGGAGCUAAGAGGGACCAAGGGUCUGGUUCAGCAUAAGGCAGCUUACUAUAUUCUUCAGGACCAUAGCAGGCGAGCAGUUAAAACACACAAACACAAAUCUCAGUAACUAGCAGCCUCACACUGGUCGAUGACUUACUUUAAAAACAAAUUAGUUUCAAUGCAAAUAUGUAUUCCAUAUUGUUUGUUGUUAGGCUUAAAGUAAGAUAGGUAUGCUCCUAAACUCACUUUAUGAAUCUGUGAUCCCCAAAGUCUGACCUCAGGCUUGGCGUUGGCACAUUAUCCAGCCUCACAAUAGAUUUUACCAUUUCAGCUACCAGAACCCUUGAAUAUGUCAUUACUCAUAACCAGUUUUUUUUUUUUUUAAAACAAACUCUGUAGGUAUCUUCUUCCCUUGUUUGCAAUUGGACAAAGUGUUUAUUUAAUAUUUAUUCAAGUCAGGUAUAUUAAACAUGAAAAGCCUGUUCUGUUUUACUCUUGCAUUCUUGGUUAACAUCUUUUCAAAAACUGGCAGAUCAUGCAGUGUAAAGAUUUUGUGUGUUUAGACACUGAUGCCAGGUGAAAAUGAAUAACAGCUUCUUUGAUCUGAGACACUGAAAAUUGUAUUUAACAAGAGUAGCAGAAAACUGUGCUGAAAGUUUAUGUACUUCUGAAAAUAAAAGUAUGAUUUAAAAUGUUCCACGUCACUGCUCUCUUUUUUGGCUACAGGAUUAAGACUUUUGAAGCUCAUGUAACUGAAAAGGUCUGCCCCUGAUUCAGGGAUGACCCAGGCAGUGGAUUAGGACAGAGAGGGAUAAAGGAAUUUUAUUUUGUAUGCUACAGGAAUCUGUGACCAACCAGAUGUUAUUGGACUCCAGUUCCCAUCAGCCCCUGGUAGCAUGGACAACUGCUAUGGAAGAUGGGCUCUGGAGUCCAAUGACAGCUGAAGAGCCACAGGUUCCUCAUCCCUGUUCUAUAGCUUGCAGCUUCUGAACGUGGAUGGCCAAUGUACCAUCUGGGUCCAAAGCUCAGUGGCAGAGCACUUUCACUUUGCAGGUUCAUCCCUAGCGCACGCUUUCGCAACCUGCCACCCUCCAGAUGUUCUAGACUACAUCACCGCUGCCGCCAGGACCGAUGGCCAGGCCGAAGGGAGCUGUUGUCCACAGCACCUGCAGGGUAGCAGUUUGGAGAGGACUAACCCUGCCCCUCUAGUUAAAAGAACAGUAAGCUAAGAAGGCAAUGGGCAAGACCUCUGCCAGAGUUCCUGGAGAAGCAUUAUGGAAUGGGGAAUACUGGAGUACAUGGUGUCAGGCAGCUCCUUAUCUCCCAAGGCAAGCAAAUAAUGCCAUCUCCAUGACACUUCAGUGGUAAAAGGGAAGAAGAAGAAGAAGAAGAAGAAGAAGAAGAGGAGUUUGGAUUUGAUAUCCCGCCUUUCACUCCCUUUAAGGAGUCUCAAAGCGGCUAACAUUCUCCUUUCCCUUCCUCCCCCACAACAAACACUCUGUGAGAGAGAAUUAAACAUUUGUAAAAGUGCAUAUUGUGCCAGAGUGAAAAAACUUGUUUUACAGCAACCUCUCUCAAAUGUUAUCUGCUAGUUCAUACUGCACAGCUUGUAUUAUUAUUAUUAAUUAAAUUUAUAUGCUGCCCUAU